CGGACGCGGACGGCGAGCGGCCGGGGACAGCGCGGCCCCAGGAUGGCCUCCACCACCACCUGCACCCGCUUCACGGACGAGUACCAGCUCUUCGAGGAGCUCGGAAAGGGGGCUUUCUCGGUGGUGAGAAGAUGUAUGAAAAUCCCUACUGGUCAAGAAUUUGCUGCCAAAAUCAUCAACACCAAGAAGCUGUCUGCCAGGGAUCACCAGAAACUGGAAAGGGAAGCUAGGAUCUGCCGUCUUCUGAAGCACCCCAACAUCGUGCGGCUCCAUGACAGCAUAUCGGAGGAGGGCUUCCACUACCUGGUGUUCGACCUAGUCACGGGAGGCGAACUGUUCGAAGACAUUGUGGCGAGAGAGUACUACAGCGAGGCCGACGCCAGCCACUGCAUCCAGCAGAUCCUGGAGAGCGUGAGCCACUGCCACCUCAACGGCAUCGUGCACAGGGACCUGAAGCCGGAGAACUUGCUCCUAGCCAGCAAGUCCAAGGGCGCGGCCGUGAAGCUGGCGGACUUCGGCCUCGCCAUCGAAGUUCAAGGAGACCAGCAGGCCUGGUUCGGUUUCGCUGGCACGCCUGGGUACCUGUCUCCCGAGGUGCUGCGCAAGGACCCCUACGGGAAGCCCGUGGACAUGUGGGCCUGUGGCGUUGUCCUCUACAUCCUGCUGGUGGGGUACCCCCCGUUCUGGGACGAGGACCAGCACAGACUCUACCAGCAGAUCAAGGCCGGAGCUUACGAUUUCCCAUCACCAGAGUGGGACACGGUGACCCCUGAAGCCAAAGACCUCAUCAACAAGAUGCUGACCAUCAACCCCGCCAAGCGCAUCUCGGCCGCCGAGGCGCUGAAGCACCCGUGGAUCUGCCAACGCUCCACGGUGGCCUCCAUGAUGCACAGGCAGGAGACGGUGGACUGCCUGAAGAAGUUCAACGCCCGCAGGAAGCUCAAGGGCGCCAUCCUGACCACCAUGCUGGCCACCAGGAACUUUUCAGCUGCCAAGAGUUUGCUGAAGAAACCUGACGGAGUGAAGAUAAACAGCAGAGCCAACGUGGUAACUAGCCCCAAAGAGAACGCCCCCGCCCCGGCGCUGGAGCCCCAAACUACUGUCAUCCACAACCCUGACGGAAACAAGGAGUCCACAGAGAGCUCCAACACGACGAUCGAGGACGAGGACGUGAAAGCUCGGAAGCAGGAGAUCAUCAAAGUCACUGAGCAGCUGAUCGAAGCCAUCAACAAUGGCGACUUUGAGGCAUACACAAAGAUCUGCGACCCGGGCCUCACCGCGUUUGAGCCCGAAGCUCUGGGCAAUUUGGUGGAGGGGAUGGACUUCCACCGGUUCUACUUCGAAAAUGCUCUGUCCAAAAGCAACAAGCCGAUCCACACCAUCAUCCUGAACCCGCACGUGCACCUGGUGGGCGAGGACGCGGCCUGCAUCGCCUACGUGCGGCUCACCCAGUACACGGACGGCAGCGGCGCCCCCAAGACCAUGCAGUCGGAGGAGACGCGCGUGUGGCACCGCCGGGACGGCAAGUGGCAGAACGUGCACUUCCACCGCUCGGGGUCGCCCACCGUGCCCGUCAACUAAACGCCCGGGGCCGCGGCUGCACUGGCCUCCAGGCACCUGGCGGGGACCUGCCCGUGCCCGAGGCCACCUCACAUCACCCGUCCGUACUGACGCUCGCCGUGGGGCGCACAGUGGGGAGGCCGCCCCCAGCCACGUCCUCCAGUGCCGCCUACUCGUUCCUGUUUAUGCCAAGAUUCAGCGGACUCCCCUUGCUGUCCUCCAGGACGGUCUUCAAGAGAUGUGUACAUUUUAAAAACUCUUUGCUGUUCAUCUGUUUUGGCUUAUUUAACAAAAAGGGCAAACAACACGUUCCGUGUUCCUGGUGUGAUCCUGGUGGAGGUGGAUCUUACCCGAAGGCGUUGCAGUUGGGCACCAAGGGCCGCGGUCGGCGUGGGGGCAGAGCGGCAAGUCGGCGUUUCGGUCAAACGUGAACCAUCUUCUCCCGGCUUCCGAGCUGACCCCCGAGGCUCUGCCGGCUCCGCUCCGGGAACGUGCUGGACUGAACCUUUAGUCUCAGAUCUGCUGUUUGCUUCCUUGACCCCAUUUCUUUCUUUUCCGUCUCCCCUUCACUGUUUUCGUUCCGCCCAGUAGUGUGUGAGGAGAGGGACCCGCAGACGACAUGCAGUGACCACCCAGCCCCUCAGAGUCCGACCAUCUCCAGGCCCACACACACGGUCAGGGCUCCGGCCAGGACGCGGGGGCCUUGCUGUGGGCACAGGGCGGCGAGGCCGUGUCCUGGGACCAGGUCCGUGCAGAAGCCACGGCGCAGGUGUGGGUCACGGCUGCUGCUCUGAACCUGAGAGGCCGUGGCCGCGUCCAGCUUCCCUUGGUCAGAGCAGUGCCGCGCCCUGCGCAGCGAGGGGUCUCCGUGCGCAGAGACCAGGCCGGUGCCGGUGUUCUGAGGUCUCGCCCUGCCGACGCCCGAAGUGCAUGUCCCUCCGCGUGGCCCCAGCGGGCCGCCGUCCCCACAGCCCGAGCUUAGCCAGGAGCAGAGCAAGCGCACAGCCCUGUCCUCCCACCGCCUCCCGUGCUCACGGCUCCCUAGACGCCGCAGCGGACGUCCCGUAGGCGGGCUGCAGCUUUCUGACCAUCACUCCACGGCCCAAACCAUGCGCACAUGUAGACGGAACGCACACCGUGCAUGCGUCCGCCAUGCACCUGCCAGCGGGCCCUGCCGCGCCCGCCCCGGUCCUCUUGUGAAACGGCUGUGCACAGCCCGUGUGUAUUUUAAAAUAGGUGUAAAGUGGUUUUUUACACUUUUAACUCCGCAUGUGGUGUUGCAGUGUCCCGUCGCGCAGUCUGUCCGCGCCCUCGAGGGGGCGGCGCUCGCCAGGGCCCCGUCCACCCGCCGCCCGCCGCCCGCAGUGGCGGU
Molossus molossus (Pallas's mastiff bat) is the source of this 2932-nucleotide messenger RNA. It is a transcript of the gene CAMK2D, whose product is annotated as calcium/calmodulin dependent protein kinase II delta. Gene Ontology annotation, molecular function: calcium/calmodulin-dependent protein kinase activity; ATP binding; calmodulin binding. The record is from RefSeq and is a predicted model, not a curated record. NCBI's taxonomy places the organism in Eukaryota, Metazoa, Chordata, Mammalia, Chiroptera, Molossidae. Gene Ontology annotation, cellular component: cytoplasm; neuron projection. Bases 43 to 1581 code for a protein of 512 amino acids. Gene Ontology annotation, biological process: protein phosphorylation. The transcript has 20 exons.